AUGCACCGGCCUCCAUCCAGCUGGUUCGAUCUCUCGCGCUGGCACCUGGACAUCGAUGACUACCUGAACACCUUCCUUCCCCCUCCGCCAUGGCACAGGCUGCCUCACCCUAUUUCCCAUAUUCUAGGCCACCGGAGACAACAACCUGGCUUCAUUGGUAAUAUAAUUGUUGCCCUAUGGUCGCUCAUCGGAGUAUUCUGCGGCGUGGCAGUCGUCACUGCAGUGUCGAUGCAUGUUCCUGUAUUCCGGGCCCAUCAUGCCCCAAUUAUUGUUGGGAGUUUUGGAGCUGCAGCGGUGUUGCAAUUUUGCGCCAUUGACUCUCCGCUAGCACAACCACGAAAUGCCAUCCUUGGCCAGUUAUUUGGCAGUGUCAUAGGUGUCGGGAUCGCAAAACUCUUCGCUCUGAACCCUCAUGCAAAGGCUUUGCCUGAGUUGGGCGGCGCUCUCGCCUGCGCCAUCACGACAGCCGUCAUGACCAUGACACACACAGUACAUCCACCUGCUGGAGCUACGGCUCUACUGGCUGUCACUAGUACUACAGAUCUAGGCUGGCUGCUGAUCCCCAACGUGCUGCUGGGGUGUGCGCUCAUUCUCGCGAUUGCACUAAUAAUAAAUAAUAUCUUGCGCCAGUAUCCUCUAUACUGGUGGACAUCGCAGAAUUUGGCGCAGCAAGAGGCCGCAGAUCCGGAGACUGCUGGUCUUCCUAUUACACAGAGAAGUUCUUCAACUCUGUCUGGGGACAGACCUGUAGAGAAGUGUCCUCAAGUGGUAGUGCAGCGUGGCAAAGUGUUGAUCCCGGAAUGUGUGCGUCUAACUGAAAUGGAGAAAAACCUGCUAAUUGGGAUAAGCAAUCGAAUAUAA
Messenger RNA from Monascus purpureus, 861 nucleotides. NCBI's taxonomy places the organism in Eukaryota, Fungi, Ascomycota, Eurotiomycetes, Eurotiales, Aspergillaceae. The record is from the annotation of a GenBank genome assembly.